This is a messenger RNA of Closterium sp. Naga37s-1, 4608 nucleotides long. NCBI's taxonomy places the organism in Eukaryota, Viridiplantae, Streptophyta, Zygnematophyceae, Desmidiales, Closteriaceae. The record is from the annotation of a GenBank genome assembly.
AUGCCUUUGGAGGUAGCCUUGUGCGCUCUUCCGCACCCACGGGCUCCCGUUCCCCAUUCUCCCGCUUUCCAUCAUUCCGCCCCAUUCUCCCGCUUUCCAUCACCCCGCCCCAUUCUCCCUCCUUCCAUCACCCUGCCCCAUUCUCCCUCCUUCCAUCACCCCGCCCCAUUCUCCCACUUUCCAUCACCCCGCCCCAUUCUCCCACUUUCCAUCACCCCGCCCCAUUCUCCCGCUUUCGAUCACCCCGCCCAAUUCUCCCGCUUUCCAUCACCCUGCCCCAUUCUCCCGCUUUCCAUCACCCCGCCCCAUUCUCCCGCUUUCCAUCACCCCACCCCAUUCUCCCUCCUUCCAUCACCCCGCCCCAUUCACCCUCCUUCCAUCACCACACCCCAUCACCCCUCCCCAUUCUCCCGCUUUCCAUCGCCCCGCCCCAUUCUUCCUCCUUCCAUCACCCCGCCCCAUUCUCCCUCCUUCCAUCACCCCACCCCAUUCAACCGCUUUCCAUCACCCCGCCCCAUUCUCCCGCUUUCCAUCACCCCGCCCCAUUCUCCCGCUUUCCAUCACCCCGCCCCAUUCUCCCGCCAUCCAGUGCCCCGCCCCAUUCUCCCUCCUACCAUCACCCCGCCCCAUUCUCCCGCUUUCCAUCACCCCACCCAUUCUCGCUCUUUCCAUCACCCCGCCCUAUUCUCCCGCUUUACAUCACCCCGCCCGAUUCUCCCGCUUUCCAUCACCCCGCCCCAUUCUCCUGCUUUCCAUCACCCCACCCCAUUCUCCCGCUUUCCAUCACCCCGCCCCAUUCUCCCGCUUUCCAUCACCCCGCCCCAUUCUCCCGCUUUCCAUCACCCCGCCCCAUUCUCCCGCUUUCCAUCACCCCGCCCCAUUCUCCCGCCAUCCAGUGCCCCGCCCCAUUCUCCCUCCUACCAUCACCCCGCCCCAUUCUCCCGCUUUCCAUCACCCCACCCAUUCUCGCUCUUUCCAUCACCCCGCCCUAUUCUCCCGCUUUACAUCACCCCGCCCGAUUCUCCCGCUUUCCAUCACCCCGCCCCAUUCUCCUGCUUUCCAUCACCCCACCCCAUUCUCCCGCUUUCCAUCACCCCGCCCCAUUCUCCCGCUUUCCAUCACCCCGCCCCAUUCUCCCGCUUUCCAUCACCCCGCCCCAUUCUCCCGCUUUCCAUCACCCCGCCCCAUUCUCCCUCCUUCCAUCACCCCGCCCCAUUCUCCCUCCUUCCAUCAGCCCGCCCCAUUCUCCCGCUUUCCAUCACCCCGCCCCAUUCUCCCGCUUUCCAUCACCCCGCCCCAAUCCCCCGCUUUCCAUCAGCCCGCCCCAUUCUCCCUCUUUCCAUCACGCCGCCCCAUUCUCCCGCUUUCCAUCACCCCGCCCCAUUCUCCCUCUUUCCAUCACCCCGCCCUAUUCUUCCGCUUUACAUCACCCCGCCCGAUUCUCCCGCUUUCCAUCACCCCGCCCCAUUCUCCUGCUUUCCAUCACCCCGCCCCAUUCUCCCGCUUUCCAUCACCCCGCCCCAUUCUCCCGCUUUCCAGCACCCCGCCCCAUUCUCCCGCUUUCCAGCACCCCGCCCCAUUCUCCCGCUUUUCAUCACCCCGCCCCAUUCUCCCGCUUUCCAUCACCCCGCCCCAUUCUCCCGCUUUCCAUCACCCCGCCCCAUUCUCCCGCUUUCCAUCACCCCGCCCCAUUCUCCCGCUUUCCAUCACCCCGCCCCAUUCUCCCUCCUUCCAUCACCCCGCCCCAUUCACCCUCCUUCCAUCACCCCGCCCCUAUCUCCCGCUUUCCAUCACCCCGCCCCAUUCUCCCGCUUUCCAUCACCCCGCCCCAUUCUCCCGCUUUCCAUUACCCCGCCCCAUUCUCCCGCUUUCCAUCAUUCCGCCCCAUUCUCCCGCUUUCCAUCACCCCGCCCCAUUCUCCCUCCUUCCAUCACCCUGCCCCAUUCUCCCUCCUUCCAUCACCCCGCCCCAUUCUCCCACUUUCCAUCACCCCGCCCCAUUCUCCCGAUUUCCAUCACCCCGCCCCAAUCUCCCACUUUCCAUCACCCAGCCCCAUUCUCCCUCCUUCCAUCACCCCGCCCCAUUCUCCCUCCUUCCAUCACCCCGCCCCAUUCUCCCGCUUUCCAUCACCCCGCCCCAUUCUCCCGCUUUCCAGCACCCCGCCCCAUUCUCCCGCUUUCCAGCACCCCGCCCCAUUCUCCCACUUUCCAUCACCCCGCCCCAUUCUCCCGCUUUCCAUCACCCCGCCCCAUUCUCCCGCUUUCCAUCACCCCGCCCCAUUCUCCCGCAUUCCGUCACCCCGCCCCAUUCUCCCGCUUUCCAUCACCCCGCCCCAUUCUCCCUCCUUCCAUCACCCCGCCCCAUUCUCCCACUUUCCAUCACCCCGCCCCAUUCUCCCGCUUUCCAUCACCCCGCUCCAUUCUCCCGCUUUCGAUCACCCCGCCCCAUUCUCCCGCUUUCCAUCACCCCGCCCCAUUCUCCCGCUUUCCAUCACGCCGCCCCAUUCUCCCGCUUUCCAUCACCCCGCCCCAUUCUCCCUCCUUCCAUCACCCCGCCCCAUUCACCCUCCUUACAUCACCCCACCCCAUCACCCCUCCCCAUUCUCCCGCUUUCCAUCGCCCCGCCCCAUUCUUCCUCCUUCCAUCACCCCGCCCCAUUCUCCCUCCUUCCAUCACCCAACCCCAUUCAAGCGCUUUCCAUCACCCCGCCCCAUUCUCCCGCUUUCCAUCACCCCGCCCCAUUCUCCCGCUUUCCAUCACCCCGCCCCAUUCUCCCGCCAUCCAGUGCCCCGCCCCAUUCUCCCUCCUUCCAACACCCCGCCCCAUUCUCCCGCUUUCCAUCACCCCGCCCCAUUCUCCCGCUUUCCAUCACCCCGCCCCAUUCUCCCGCUUUCCAUCACCCCGCCCCAUUCUCCCGCUUUCCAUCACCCCACCCAUUCUCGCUCUUUCCAUCACCCCGCUCCAUUCUCCCUCCUUCCAUCACCCCGCCCCAUUCUCCCUCCUUCCAUCAGCCCGCCCCAUUCUCCCGCUUUCCAUCACCCCGCCCCAUUCUCCCGCUUUCCAUCACCCCGCCCCAAUCCCACGCUUUCCAUCACCCCGCCCCAUUCUCCCUCUUUCCAUCACGCCUCCCCAUUCUCCCGCUUUCCAUCACCCCGCCCCAUUCUCCCUCUUUCCAUCACCCCGCCCUAUUCUUCCGCUUUACAUCACCCCGCCCGAUUCUCCCGCUUUCCAUCACCCCGCCCCAUUCUCCUGCUUUCCAUCACCCCGCCCCAUUCUCCCGCAUUCCAUCACCCCGCCCCAUUCUCCCGCUUUCCAGCACCCCGCCCCAUUCUCCCGCUUUCCAGCACCCCGCCCCAUUCUCCCGCUUUCCAUCACCCCGCCCCAUUCUCCCGCUUUCCAUCACCCCGCCCCAUUCUCCCGGUUUCCAUCACCCCGCCCCAUUCUCCCGCUUUCCGUCACCCCGCCCCAUUCUCCCGCACCCCGCCCCAUUCUCCCUCCUUCCAUCACCCCGCCCCAUUCUCCCUCCUUCCAUCAGCCCGCCCCUGUCUCCCGCUUUCCAUCACCCCGCCCCAUUCUCCCGCUUUCCAUCACCCCGCCCCAUUCUCCCGCUUUCCAUUACCCCGCCCCAUUCUCCCGCUUUCCAUCAUUCCACCCCAUUCUCCCGCUUUCCAUCACCCCGCCCCAUUCUCCCUCCUUCCAUCACCCUGCCCCAUUCUCCCUUCUUCCAUCACCCCGCCCCAUUCUCCCACUUUCCAUCACCCCGCCCCAUUCUCCCGCUUUCCAUCACCCCGCCCCAUUCUCCCGCUUUCGAUCACCCCGCCCCAUUCUCCCGCUUUCCAUCACCCCGCCCCAUUCUCCCGCUUUCCAUCACGCCGCCCCAUUCUCCCGCUUUCCAUCACCCCGCCCCAUUCUCCCGCUUUCCAUCACCCCGCCCCAUUCUCGCUCCUUCCAUCAGCCCGCCCCAUUCUCCCUCCUUCCAUUACCCCGCCCCAUUCUCCCGCUUUCCAUCACCCCGCCCCAUUCUCCUGCUUUCCAUCACCCCGCCCCAUUCUCCCGCUUUCCAUCACCCCGCCCCAUUCUCCCGCUUUCCAGCACCCCGCCCCAUUCUCCCGCUUUCCAGCACCCCGCCCCAUUCUCCCGCUUUCCAUCACCCCGCCCCAUUCUCCCGCUUUCCAUCACCCCGCCCCAUUCUCCCGCUUUCCAUCACCCCGCCCCAUUCUCCCGCUUUCCGUCACCCCGCCCCAUUCUCCCGCUUUCCAUCACCCCGCCCAAUUCUCCCUCCUUCCAUCACCCCGCCCCAUUCUCCCUCCUUCCAUCAGCCCGCCCCUAUCUCCCGCUUUCCAUCACCCCGCCCCAUUCUCCCGCUUUCCAUCACCCCGCCCCAUUCUCCCGCUUUCCAUUACCCCGCCCCAUUCUCCCGCUUUCCAUCAUUCCGCCCCAUUCUCCCGCUUUCCAUCACCCCGCCCCAUUCUCCCUCCUUCCAUCACCCUGCCCCAUUCUCCCUCCUUCCAUCACCCCGCCCCAUUCUCCCACUUUCCAUCACCCCGCCCCAUUCUCCCGCUUUCCAUCACUCCGCCCCAUUCUCCCGCUUUCCAUCACCCUGUUAUAG